AGGCUCACUCUGGGAGUUGGAAAGUACGAUUUCAGCUUUAUCUCGGAGAGAAUUAGAAGUAAUGUCAUAUCCUCUGCUAGACCUGCUGAGAUAACCCUGUAUGAUGCUGCUGGUUUCAAAGGGAAAACUCUGAAGUUGUAUGAUGCUCAGAGCCUUAUUUCAUUGGGUUUUAACAAUAAUUAUUGUCUCCUCUAUUAAGGUCACCUUUGGUGAAUGGUCAGUGUACACGCACUGCGAUUACCAAGGAGCAAGACUCGAUCUGAAUGUCGGAAAGUACGACUUUCACUACAUCACCAAGACUCUUGGAAACGAUGUCAUCUCUUCCGUGGGACUGAGAAAGAUACCUAAACUUAUCUUGUACGACACUGGCUAUUUUCAGGGGAAAGUUCUUCCUCUUUCUAAAGCUACCCCUAACUUCACUCCUCUCGGCUUCGACAACAAAGCCUCCUCCAUUGAGGUUGAGAGUGGUGUGUGGACUGUCUAUGAGUCCGUCAACUACGAAGGGUACAGGCUCACUCUGGGAGUUGGGAAGUACGACUUCGGAUUUAUCUCGGAGAAAAUUGGAAGUGACGUAAUUUCCUCUGCUAGACCUGCUGAGAUAAUCCUGUACGAUGCUGGCAGUUUCAAAGGGAAAAGCCUGAAGUUGUACGAAGAUAUUUCGAGCUUUAUUCCGCUAGAUUUCAAUAACAUUGUUUCUUCUAUUGAGGUCACCUUUGGCGAAUGAUUAGUGUAUGAUAAAGUCAACUACGAAGGGAAAAGCCUCACUCUGAAAGUGGGAAAGUACGACAUUGGCUACAUCAAUAGUAAUCUGGGAAACGAUAUCAUUUUCUCAAUGAGGCCGACAGUAACUGCCUGAAGAGAACAUGCAGAUACACAUUGUCGAGAACGUUAUAAUGUAUUAGAUUAGCUUAUCCGGUAUAUAAUUAUAGUGGGCAUGAAUUUGUCUGAACAACGUUGCUUUGCAUGUGUUAUAUGAUAAUUGUUGCUGUAAAAUUUAUGAAUUCCAAGAAAAAUAAUAAUUUGUA
Halichondria panicea is the source of this 1025-nucleotide messenger RNA. RefSeq names its product gamma-crystallin-4-like. Bases 140 to 724 code for a protein of 194 amino acids. The transcript has 2 exons. Lineage: Eukaryota; Metazoa; Porifera; Demospongiae; Suberitida; Halichondriidae. The record is from RefSeq and is a predicted model, not a curated record.